Arabidopsis arenosa is the source of this 1004-nucleotide messenger RNA. The record is from the annotation of a GenBank genome assembly. Lineage: Eukaryota; Viridiplantae; Streptophyta; Magnoliopsida; Brassicales; Brassicaceae.
AGAAAGUUGUGAUAAUUUCAGUGUUCUGAGUCAUCUCCAAUCUCUGAUAUAUUUCUCAUGUCUCAUCAGGCAGUAGAGCUAUUAUCUGUUUCUCCCAAAUCCAAAGGAGGAAAAUCAGAUAAGAAAGAAAUGACUGCAUUGGAGAAACAUGUGUCCUUCUUCGACAGGAACAAAGACGGCACCGUUUAUCCAUGGGAAACCUACCAAGGAUUUAGAGCGCUUGGGACAGGGCGUCUUUUGGCGGCAUUUGUUGCUAUCUUCAUCAACAUGGGACUCAGUCAAAAAACUCGUCCGGGAAAGAGAUUUUCGCCGUUGUUUCCAAUAGACGUGAAGAAUAGUCACCUUUGCAUGCACGGUAGUGACACCGACGUCUACGACGAUGACGGAAGAUUUGUGGAAUCAAAAUUCGAGGAGAUAUUCAAAAAGCAUGCUCGCACACAUAAAGGUGCUCUCACUGCAGAGGAAAUUCAAAAAAUGCUUAAGACUAACAGAGAUCCUUUCGAUAUCACAGGAUGGCUUUCAGAUUAUGGAGAAUGGAAAAUAUUACAUAACUUAGCCAAAGACAAAAAUGGUUUGUUGUCAAAAGAUAGCGUCAGGGACAUCUACGAUGGAUUUAGAGUGCUCGGGACAGGGCGUCUUGUGUCGGUUUUUGUUGCUAUCUUCAUCAACAUGGGACUCAGCUCAAAAGCUCGUCCGGGAAAGCGAUUCUCACCGUUGUUUCCGAUAGAAGUGAAGAAUAGUCGUUUUGGCAUUCAUGGUAGUGACACCGACGUCUACGACAAAGAUGGAAGAUUUGUGGAAUCGAAAUUCGAGGAGAUAUUCAAGAAGCAUGCUCACAAACAUAAAAAUGCUCUUACUUCCAAGGAAAUUAAACAAUUGCUUAAGACUAACAGAGAAGCUAACGAUUACAUAGGAUGGUUUUCAGCUUUCUUAGAAUGGAAUUAUUACAUGACUUAGCCAAAGACAAAAAUGGUUUGUUGGCGAAAGAAACAGUAAGAGGCGUC